Plasmodium cynomolgi strain B is the source of this 1017-nucleotide messenger RNA. RefSeq lists its product as hypothetical. The annotation marks the transcript as partial. The record is from RefSeq and is a predicted model, not a curated record. The transcript has a single exon. Lineage: Eukaryota; Apicomplexa; Aconoidasida; Haemosporida; Plasmodiidae.
AAAAAAUGAGUAUGUUGCUAAGUUUUAUGAAUCCACUUGCGAUUCUAUUAUAAGGAAUACGGUUAAUGAUACUAGUAAAUACAAUGAUUUCUGUAUGAAACUCAUUAGAAAUUUAGGAGCAUAUUCGACGGAUCCAGAAAUAAUUAAACCUAGUGUUGAACGUUGUGAUAACUUACAGAGUUGGUUAUGCUACUUGAUAAGGAAAUAUAAUAUUUCUAUUGAUUUUAUUCAAACAUGUUUCGAAGAAUCUAAGCUUCCGAAUGGCGUUUGUGUUAACAAUAAUAUCUGCCCUUACUAUCCAUAUAAAGAAUUUAUUAAUAUAGCAGAUGAUAUGUUAAAAAUAAAAAUUUUUGUAGACAAUAUUUCAACUAUUCGAAAUAUAUUGAUGGAUAAAGCACAUAUAUAUAAUUGUUCAGUUAGAAUGUUCCUUUAUGAAUGCUUAAAAAUAUAUAUGAAAAUAAAGGAUGACUAUUGUUCUCAUGCAGAAAGUAGCAAUACUAUAAAUAUUUGUUCAGAAUUAGUGGAAUUUGAGUUCUAUUAUGAUUCAUAUAUAUAUUACCUAAAUGAAAUACCAAAAAAAUUAAAAUUUUUAAAUGCAGAAGAUAUUCAAUUUACAAUUAACUGUUCAUUAAAUGAAACUAUGAGAAAAUCCGUGGCUGAUAAAUUUGAAGCAGCAGAUUUAUCUAUACUUCCACAGGAUAAUAUUAUAUCAGAAUUAACUACGGAAGAGAAUCGUACCGAAUUUGUAUCAUCAUUAAAUGAGGUGACAGAUGGAGGUAUAGUUGCAGAAAAAUCAACUCGAGGUGAUAUCAAUGAUACAGCAGAUCAUUCUACUUAUUCAACGGUAGGUAUUGUUGAAAAUCAAGGCAGUCUUAAGACACAUCUUGUAUCCACAGCUGUUGUUACCAUACCUGAUGGAGAUCAUAGCACAGGGAGUUCUGUCCAGUCAGGUACAACAACAGCUCUUGGUACGGGAACUGCAGUAUCAUCUGCAUUAUUUUUAUUAUAUAAGGUAUA